Vanrija pseudolonga is the source of this 1756-nucleotide messenger RNA. RefSeq lists its product as uncharacterized. NCBI's taxonomy places the organism in Eukaryota, Fungi, Basidiomycota, Tremellomycetes, Trichosporonales, Trichosporonaceae. Gene Ontology annotation, molecular function: iron ion binding; L-ascorbic acid binding; procollagen-proline 4-dioxygenase activity. The record is from RefSeq and is a predicted model, not a curated record. Gene Ontology annotation, cellular component: endoplasmic reticulum. The transcript has 3 exons. The coding region runs from base 24 to 1511 and encodes 495 amino acids. Gene Ontology annotation, biological process: peptidyl-proline hydroxylation to 4-hydroxy-L-proline.
ACGCUUCACUCACAUCACACACCAUGGGCAAGCGAUCCGAACAAGCAAAGAAGAAGCGCCGCCUGAAUAACGGCGGCGCGGCACCCAAGACCGCUGCCGUCCCCGCCCAGGCGCCAACCCCGCCCACCGACGGCUCGGACGAGCUCGUGCUCCCCGAGGAACACGAAACGACAGUCUUCACGCUCCGCACGCUGGCCGAGAACCCCGACGCGCUGGCCGGCAAGGAGAUGAAGGAUCUCAAGCGGUCAGUGUACGAGCUGCACCGCGUGCUUGCGGAGGGCGCGACGCUUGGCACCUCCUUGACGUCCCGCAUCUCGGCCGCGCUCCGCGACUACCGCUUCACGGACGCGCUGGUGCUCCUGUUCGAGAUGUACACGCGCCGCCUCCCGCCCAAGCUCGGCGCGCUGCAGCGCUGGGUGCGAGAGUGCGACGCGACGUCCAAUGCGGACGGCACGCCGGGCGACCCCGAGGCGCUGCGCUGCCUCGACAUGAUCCUGCGCAUCGCCAACCUCGGCUCUGGCGGUGCCGUCUCGGCGGGCGAGAGCGCCAACGCGAGCGACCACGUGCGGAACCCCAAGUUCUGGCGCGCGCGCGAGCCGGUCGAAGGCGAGAUCUCCAUCUGGGACAAGAUGCAGGCCGGCACGCUCUGGGGCGGCGCGGAACCGCCCACCCCGUACCCCGGCUUCUCGGCGUGCCACAAGGUGCUGGCGGCGGACCGCCGCCCGCCAAACCUGUACGACUCGACAGUGUACACGUCUGUCGACGGCGCGAUCGCCCUCUCGCCGCCCGAAGCGCGCCGCAAGCCCAGCAAGAUGGACGUGCCGGGCGUGCCUGGGGCGUUUAUCGUCCUCGACGUGUUCACGCCCGAGGAGUGUCUGCAGAUCAUCCAGGCGGCCACUGCUAUCGGGUUCGAGAAGGACCAGGCGGCGGACGGGAGCGCUUUGCAAAAGACCUCGAUCCUCGCGCGCAACUUUGUCUGGCUCGCUGACCAGCAGUUUCACGACCACUUCUACUCGCAGAUCAAGGACUUUGUGCCGCAGAACGCGCAGAUCCACGACGGCGUAGGCGGCGGCCGCGUGCGCGCACUCAACAAGCGCUUCAGGGUGUACCAGUACACCGAGAACCAGCUGUACCGACCGCACAUUGACGGCGCGUGGCCCGCCGCCGGGCUCUCGCCGGAGGGCGAGUACCUGCACGACUCGCAGCCUGCCGACGACCCCCUGUGGAGCAGGUACACGCUGCUCGUGUACCUCAACAGCGACAUACCCGAGGGGACGGGCAGCACGACGUACUUCCUCCCUUCGUCCGAGAUGGGGGUCAUGGACGCGACGAGCGUGCGGCCGAUUCAGGGCGCCGUGCUGUGUUUCCCACACGGCGACACGAUGGGUUCGCUCCUGCACGAGGGCUCGGCUGUCGGCGCGGGUGGCGGCAAGCUCGUCAUCCGCACUGACUUGCUGUACGAGGCCAAGGGCUUCGGCGCGUUCAAGCCCCCCGUCCCGGUGCUCGAGUAGGCGCGCCGGCGUGCACACCACAUCCAAAGCAACACUUCAUUCUUGUACAUAUUACCACGCAUGGCAUCGAGUUGAACGCAGCACCUGGAGGAGAGGUUGCAGCUGGAGGUGGAGCCAUGGGCGCCGGGAGACUGGAGGCGGCGAGUGCCACAAACCCCGGCCCAUGCCACAAGGGCACGUUUUCACAAUCGCUACCAUUACAUACACCCAUACAAUUGUCCUAGUAUCCUAUGUGUAUAACGGAA